This is a messenger RNA of Meloidogyne enterolobii, 234 nucleotides long. The record is from the annotation of a GenBank genome assembly. NCBI's taxonomy places the organism in Eukaryota, Metazoa, Nematoda, Chromadorea, Rhabditida, Meloidogynidae.
AUGAGUGAAGUUUACGGGCUUAAAACUUUUGAUGCAAAUGAAAUGAAUAAUUUGGCAGAGCGAUUCGCAAAAAAUGAUACACUUUUUAAUUUGUAUACUCGUUAUAAUAGAGUGAUGAAUGGAAAGGAAGAUAAUGCAAAUAUCGACAGAAAAAUUUAUAUUUGUGUUAUUGAAAAUCUUAAUUUGGAAGAAUUAGAAGCUUGUCCCGUCUUCUGCAACUAAAAAAUCUAUAUC